CAUGAACGGCGACAGCCUUGUGAGUGUCGAAGGCGCCGACCACGCGUCGAUGCGCAAAGCACUCAACCCGCACUUUAACCUCGCGCACCUCAAGCUCUUUGUGCCCGUUUUUGUGGCCCACGCCAACGCGAUGCUCGCGCACUUUGCGCGCGCGAUCGACACCAACACGGCGCUCGACUUGCACCGAGUGUGGUCGCUUCUGACGCUCGACAUUAUGGGCAUCUGCAUGUUUGGCUACGAUUUUGGCGCACUCGCAGGCACCAACGCCGCGAACAACCAGGCGUAUGUCGACGCGCAGUUCCCGCCGUCGAUUGUCGCAAUGGUGGGUACAGUGCUCGUGCCCGGGUGGUUCACCUGCCGCUGCCCGGCUAAAAUGGCCCAAGCGAUCGAUGUUCAUGCGAGCCACGACCGCCCGCCUCAGGACCUCCUCGAUCUCAUGCUCCUCUCGGACCGCAACAUGACGUCGGCCGAGGCCCGGGUGCAUGUGCAGGUUUUUAUGCAGGCUGGCCACGAGACAACGAGCCACGCGCUGUCGUGGGCGAUUGCGAUGCUCUUGCGCUACCCCGACGUCGCGGCCAAGGUACAAGCCGAAUGCGAUGCCACGAGCGCUCGCUUCGGCAACGAGCUUUCGCACGAUGCCGUCGGCGACUUGGUCUACGUGACGGCCUUUCUCAAAGAGACAGCGCGCUGCUACCCGGCCAUCACGAUGCUCGCACCACGGUCCGUGACCGUCGACGACGUCAUCCCGCUCGCUGACGGCUCGAGUGUUGCGAUUCCCAAGGUAUAUUGUGUUUCAGACUUGUGUGGACAUGGUAUUGUCUGUUAGGGCACAUCGAUCUACGUGGAUCUCGUGGCCAUGCAUCGCAACCCGACGUACUGGACGCGGCCCAACGACUUUUGCCCGGAACGAUUUAUAGAAGGUAGCGCG
Saprolegnia parasitica CBS 223.65 is the source of this 928-nucleotide messenger RNA. RefSeq lists its product as hypothetical. Gene Ontology annotation, molecular function: heme binding; oxidoreductase activity, acting on paired donors, with incorporation or reduction of molecular oxygen; monooxygenase activity. The annotation marks the transcript as partial. The transcript is spliced from 5 exons. Lineage: Eukaryota; Oomycota; Saprolegniomycetes; Saprolegniales; Saprolegniaceae. The record is from RefSeq and is a predicted model, not a curated record.